Messenger RNA from Malaclemys terrapin pileata, 1320 nucleotides. Its product is annotated as phospholipase A2 inhibitor and Ly6/PLAUR domain-containing protein-like. The transcript has 6 exons. The record is from RefSeq and is a predicted model, not a curated record. Lineage: Eukaryota; Metazoa; Chordata; Testudines; Emydidae. Bases 110 to 832 code for a protein of 240 amino acids.
GGGGGCUCUGGCCACGGCUGGUGACUGAGACUUCAGAGAGGGAAGCACCUGGGUCUGCUGAAGCCCACGAUAACCAAAGGGCCCACGUGACCUUGUGCUCUGCUCCGUCAUGACGAAAGUGCUCGUCACCCUCUGCGUCCUCGGCGCUCUCCAAGCAACCGCAGCAGCUCAGAAUGAAACGGGUACGCCUCUGGCCUGUUUCUAUUGCAAAUCUGGGCAAAGCUGUCACACCGUCCCCCAGACCUGCUCCCCGCCCCAGGACGCCUGCAUCAUCGUUCAAGAACACAACACGCUCGGCGCGGAGAAUUCGGGCACGUACCAGUCCUGCGCCGACUCCCGCCAGAGCCUCACGGGCUUCCUGGCUUUUUACUUCGGGGCCAAGGUGGCCGUGGAGAUCCGGUCGGAGAUUUGCAAGAGCGGUGACUGCAGUGCCGAGUCCACGCCCUCCAGGCGGGCUAUCAGCAACGUCCCCAACGGGCUGCAGUGCCCGGCCUGCUACGCCCCGGGCUUCGAGAGCUGCGAGAGCGACGGGAACCUGCGCUGCACGGGAGGUGCUGACCAAUGUGCUGCCGUCGUUGGGACGCUGGCGCAAGGUGGUGUCGCGAUCCCGUUUGCAGGCCGGGGCUGCGCUACCCGGGCGGCCUGUGGCAUCAAGAUGCUGGAAUCGGGGGUGUUCACCUACAAACUGACCAAUGUCCAAUGCAGCCCAGCGCCCAAAGCGCAGACCAGCAGCGCCACCCGGAGUCUGGCCUGGGGUCCCUUCACCCUGGGCAGCAUCGUACCCCGGGUGCCCCUUUUCCUCCCUGCUCUUCUGGGGCUAUGCCUCUGCUAAUGCCCCAUCUGCAUGACUGGCCGCCCCACAGGCCAUUAGUGUCUCAGUAUAACCAAUGCGCUCUGCCUUUCCCCGCGCCUGACUGUGCCUCAGUUUCCCCCUCUUUGUAAGGGGGAUAACAAUGGCGAGCUGCCCUUGCAAAGGUCUUUGGGAUCCCUGGAUGGGCAGGGGCUUGAAACAGAGUCCGAUACAGCCAAGAGGAGACUCUCUGCUAAUUCCGUUGGGUUUGGAGCAAAGUGCUGUGUAUUAUUAAUAUCCCCUCACAGCUUCUCCCCCAGCCUUUCAAAGAUCCCUGCGAGGGAAUAGAACCCUGGACUCCUGACUUGCAGCCCCCCAGCUCUAACCACUAGACCCCACUCGCCUCCCAGAGCUGGGGAUAGAACCCAGGAGUACUGGCUCCCAGCUCCCUGGAGACUCCAGAAAUGGUCCGAGUCCCCCUGUGCGUUUCAAAUGGCUCUGAAUAAAGCAUGAUCAGAGAUGCAAUCGCC